CCCAUUACACCACCCCUCCAUCUCCAUCUCCAUCUCCAUCUCCAUCAACAAACGUUCAAAAUCACUCUGCAUGGUUGAAACCCAUUUUCAGACCUCCGAUUUUCUUCUUCACUAGCUAGCUUUCCAUUUUCAUCGUCGGUUUUUUACUACAGGGAAGUUCAUCAAUGGCGACGGAAAAUGGAGAAUUCAGCUUCAACAGCAGCGUCAGAGGGCGGUUCGGGUUGCCUAAGAUUCAGACGCAUAAGAAAGCUGAAGAUGUUGAGACCAAUAAGGAAAUCUGCCAUGACGACAGCGCCCAGCCGGUGAAGGCUCAGACGGUCGACGAAUUGCACUCCCUUCAGAAGAAGAAGUCGGCGCCCACCACCCCCCUCACGGCGACGCAAGGCCCCUUCGCCGAGGAAGAUCGCCAGAAACAGCAGCUUCAGUCCAUUAGUGCAUCUUUGGCGUCGCUGACGCGGGAGACGGGGCCGAAGGUGGUGAAGGGAGAUCCAGCGCGGACGGCGGAGACACCGCGGGUGUCGGCGGUGAGCCUCCAGCACCACCACUUCUCUCCCACUCUCAACAUCAGCGACAGCGCCCUUAAGUUUACUCACAUCCUUUAUAAUCUCUCGCCUGCUGAGCUUUACGAGCAAGCUAUAAAGUAUGAGAAAGGAUCGUUUAUCACGUCGAGUGGAGCAUUGGCGACGCUUUCCGGCGCGAAAACAGGGCGUUCUCCGAGAGAUAAGCGUGUUGUCAAGGAUGAGACCACCGAUGAUGAUCUUUGGUGGGGAAAGGGUUCGCCAAAUAUUGAAAUGGAUGAGCAUACUUUCUUGGUCAACAGAGAAAGAGCGGUGGAUUACUUAUGCUCCUUGGAAAAGGUUUUCGUAAACGAUCAGUUCCUGAAUUGGGAUCCAGAGCAUCGCAUCAAAGUCAGGAUCGUCUCUGCAAGGGCCUACCAUUCUCUGUUUAUGCACAACAUGUGUAUCCGACCCACUCCUGAAGAGCUGGAGAACUUCGGUACUCCAGACUUCACAAUAUACAACGCCGGUCAGUUUCCAUGCAACCGUUACACCCAUUAUAUGACUUCCUCUACUAGCAUAGACCUGAAUCUGGCUAGGAGGGAAAUGGUGAUCCUCGGCACCCAAUAUGCCGGGGAAAUGAAGAAGGGCCUAUUCAGUGUAAUGCACUAUCUCAUGCCUAAGCGUCAAAUCCUCUCCUUACACUCCGGCUGCAACAUGGGAAAAGACGGAGAUGUGGCCCUCUUCUUUGGAUUAUCAGGGACUGGUAAGACGACAUUGUCUACGGAUCACAACAGGUAUUUGAUUGGAGAUGAUGAGCAUUGCUGGAGUGAUAACGGUGUGUCAAACAUUGAGGGCGGUUGCUAUGCAAAGUGUGUAGACUUGUCUAGAGAGAAGGAGCCUGAUAUAUGGAAUGCAAUCAAGUUUGGCACUGUUCUUGAAAAUGUGGUGUUUGAUGAACACACACGAGAAGUGGAGUACUCCGAUAAAUCUGUGACAGAAAACACUCGGGCUGCAUAUCCAAUCGAGUUCAUUCCAAAUGCAAAGAUACCAUGUGUUGGUCCUCAUCCCAAAAACGUCAUUCUUUUGGCCUGUGAUGCCUUUGGAGUGCUUCCUCCCGUCAGCAAACUCAGCUUGGCUCAGACAAUGUAUCACUUCAUAAGCGGCUACACAGCUUUGGUAGCUGGAACAGAGGAUGGUAUAAAGGAGCCUACGGCAACAUUUUCAGCAUGCUUUGGUGCAGCAUUUAUUAUGCUUCAUCCUACCAAGUAUGCAGCCAUGCUGGCAGAGAAAAUGCAAAAACACGGAGCGACUGGUUGGCUCGUGAACACUGGCUGGUCUGGUGGAAGCUAUGGAUCAGGAAGCCGUAUCAAGUUAGCUUAUACCAGGAAAAUUAUUGAUGCCAUACAUUCAGGGACCCUCCUGGAAGCAAACUACACUAAGACAGAAAUCUUUGGGCUUGAGAUCCCUACCGAGAUUGAGGGGGUACCUUCAGAAAUACUAGAUCCAGCCAAUACAUGGUCUGACAAAAAUGCAUACAAGGAUACUCUUCUGAAGCUGGGAGGUCUUUUCAAGAAGAACUUUGAGGUAUUCCUGAACUACAAGAUUGGAGCAGACAACACCCUGACUGAGGAGAUCCUGGAAGCUGGACCAAAAUUCUAAGUUUAAAUUCGCAAGUGAUGAAGCAUAUGAGAAAAACGGAGAGAGAGUAUUCUAAACAUGUUUAUUUUAGUUCCGUCAGUGAUAUCAAAUGAAAGUAAAUAUGGAUGUCAUCUUACCAUGAAGAAUGUUGUUUGCUUGUAUAGUUUUUAUUAGGUCCAGUUUGGUCUUUUUAGUUUAUAUGUAACUGAAUACAUAUGCCACCAUGAACUAGGUACCAGAUUGUCUCUGUUUGAUGGGUGGGAAGUUGUCUUCUGGUUCAUUUUAUUGAAUGAUUGUUUUGCAUUUUCCAA
Molecule: messenger RNA, 2449 nt
Organism: Sesamum indicum (sesame)
Lineage: Eukaryota; Viridiplantae; Streptophyta; Magnoliopsida; Lamiales; Pedaliaceae
Product: phosphoenolpyruvate carboxykinase (ATP)
Biological process (GO): gluconeogenesis
Cellular component (GO): cytosol
Molecular function (GO): ATP binding; phosphoenolpyruvate carboxykinase (ATP) activity
Source: RefSeq, a predicted model, not a curated record